Striga hermonthica is the source of this 357-nucleotide messenger RNA. NCBI's taxonomy places the organism in Eukaryota, Viridiplantae, Streptophyta, Magnoliopsida, Lamiales, Orobanchaceae. The record is from the annotation of a GenBank genome assembly.
AUGCAGUACAAGCUAAAACUUCAGGCUAUGAAGAAAGCAGGCCUGUCCAUGAGGGAAUUCUUUAACAGAAUAAAAAACCACUGUGAUAUUCUUGCCAUUGCAGGUGAAAAGGUCUCAGAACAAAACCAUAUUCUUCACAUCUUGACUGGAUUAGGGCAUGAAUAUGACUCAGUUGUUGUUAAUGUGACUUCAAGAUUUCCACCACACACUUUGGCUGAAGUUCAUGCUCUACUCCUCAUCUAUGAGUCUAGGCUUGAAAUAAACCAGGGUGCAGUUGUUAACUCAGAAGGUUCACAGCCUUAUGCAAAUGUGGUCACUCAAGGCACACAGAGAAUCUUCAACCCAAACUUCACUUAG